GAUAACCGUGAGUGGACUGGCAGGAGGCUCGGGCAGUCACGAUGGUGAACCCGGGCUCCCACUGGAGGAUGAGGGUGACACCAGUGAACAGGUUUCUCGAACAACCGCCCACGGGCUUCUCCGUGGAGAGCUUUGGCUCGGGGUACCGGGUCCAGUCCGACCCGGAGAAGAGCCUCGUCCUCAUAGACGACUUCCAGUCCUGCAUGGGGAAAGUAGUUUUCCAGAGCUCGAUGGGGAGAAAAGUUAAAAUGCACAAUCUGUGUGAGUACAGCAGCGUGAGGAAGAGCCUGCUGUCCAAGGGGAUCCACCUGCUGGUGUCCGCCUGCGGGGAGGAGGCUGCAGGGACCGGCCCCCAGGGGGACAGAGAGCUGAAGCAGUUCGUGGUGUCCAUCAACGGCAGCGACCCUUUCUUCAAGUGGCAGAUGGAGAAGGGCCUGGACUGGACCAUCUCCUCGGUGGCUGGAGAGAGCUACAGGGUGGACAUUGACUUAUCUGAAGCUCUGGACAGCUGGGCUGCUGAGAACAUCAGUGACAACAAGGUCCAGUCCAAACCUGUGUGGACGGACACCACCUUCACCCUCAAGUAUCACUCUGACGCCCUCUUUGACCUCCCACACUGGUUUGGCUUCAGUAAAAGGACAUUUAAGGUCAGACUGACAUGACCCAGCUGUUGAGGAAGAGGAGGGGAACGUUUCUGUGCAGUUUUCAACAAGAUUGGUAAAAUGAGCACGAUGAACGGUCUGCUGUCGGCCCGUCGGGCGUGGAACCGGCACCCUUGCAGACUGCUGCAACUUCGCUGUUUUAGUUGCUGGGCCCAGAUUUCUCUUCUAUUCAGUGUUAGAAAACCACUCUCAUGGCCUGAAGAGGAAAUUCUGGAUAGCAUGAAGAUGAUUCAGACAAUCUGUGUGUAUAAAAAGACAUUUUAUUUGCAUGGUUCAGUGUCAAAUUAUUUCCAGCUUUUGUACUCUAUUGGGGUUGAACUGGUACUAGAAAAUGCAAUGUUUACAGAUGUCCGUGCUAAACAAUCAACAUUUUGGUGUGGGGAUAUCGUAAUUCCUGUAAUUUAAAAAGAAACCAAUAAAUGUUUUUUUACACACAA
Cololabis saira (Pacific saury) is the source of this 1099-nucleotide messenger RNA. Its product is annotated as mesenteric estrogen-dependent adipogenesis protein-like. The coding region runs from base 42 to 662 and encodes 206 amino acids. NCBI's taxonomy places the organism in Eukaryota, Metazoa, Chordata, Actinopteri, Beloniformes, Belonidae. The record is from RefSeq and is a predicted model, not a curated record. The transcript is spliced from 5 exons.